Pochonia chlamydosporia 170 is the source of this 1437-nucleotide messenger RNA. Its product is annotated as transcription factor Cys6. The coding region runs from base 1 to 1437 and encodes 478 amino acids. The record is from RefSeq and is a predicted model, not a curated record. Lineage: Eukaryota; Fungi; Ascomycota; Sordariomycetes; Hypocreales; Clavicipitaceae. The transcript is spliced from 3 exons.
AUGUGCGACAGUUCACAGCCCGGGCAACAAUGCUCGCGCUGCAGGACCAGAAACAUACCAUGUGUAGGAGUCGGACAGCAACGAUUCAAGUUCAAAGUCCAGUCUUCAUCAUCAUCCACCUCUGGUCGUAGUAGUCAUCGCAACCAGCAAGAGGUCUCGACGCUCUUUGUUGGUGGCCACGGCUCGCCACCACCGCUGGGUAGUCCAAAGCGGCCCUUGGGCAAUCCCAAUAACAGGAUUGCUGAAAAACUAGUCUACCUUUUGGAGUCUACUCAUACCGGCCACAGCUUACAGGCGUUUCGACCAUAUCUGUUCGAUAACCUCCCUCGGCGCCUUGGCUAUUCGGCCGCACUGGAUGCUGCACUGGCGGCCUUCACCAGCCUCCUGGAGACUCAGCAAUCGUCAUAUGAACAAUUAAAUCCCAGAUCACUACAGUUAUAUGUUUCUGGUAUUAAAGUACUUCAACGUUCGCUCGCCAAUCCAACAUCAAGAGGUGAACCCAAUACCUUGUGCGCGGCGCACAUCAUCUCGGAGUGUUACGUGUGGAUAGCGCAGGAUAAUAGCAAUGCCCGCCGGCACAGCGAGGGUUUAUCGUCCCUAAUGAGCAGUUUAGUACAUGAAAAGCCAAAGGAUUCCUUUCUGCGUAGUGUGUGCUUUGCCAUAACGUCAAAUUUAGUAAGUUUACAAGAUAGCAUAUUUAACUCGGAUAUUCAGCUCAGCCCAUGGAUCCAGAAUCUGUAUGAUGUCCACGAACCGCUGCCACCUUCAGACGACGUCCAAGCAACCUCGCAUUUGCCGAGAUUUAGUGUACCACUACUAGCCAUGAUUCCAGACCUAAUAAGGCACCCCAAGGAAAACGAAGCACGAAUACAAUGGGUGUAUAAUUCUAUACUUGAUCGCCACCUGCAAAUGAAAGUCUAUUUUAGCGCUAAUAAGGACAAGCUGUCUCAGAACACCUAUCAUGGCAUGUUAUGCAAUGGGCAGUAUGGGGCAUAUAUUGCCAUUGGAAUCACACUAAACGCGAUACUACGUGUUUUAAAUCCGAACAAUAUACUGCUAGCCACUGAGCAGUCCAUCUUUUGCGGUGACGCCAUUAUUCUCGCGGAGAGAGCGAAGGAGGAACGACCGCUAGCGGCGCACCACGUACCCCAAGCUAUAGUGUCUGCGUGGUGUGUCACAGGAGAUAGUAAGACAAGAGAAAGGCUACGGCAGCUGAUUGAGGAUUACCGAAAUACAUAUGCAAUGGCCAAACUUCUACAACACAUUUCAUACUGGCAGGUGGCGCCAACCCGGCUGAUGGAAAUACCUUGGUUUCGAUUAGACUGUACAAAGCAGAAUAGUCAAGGCGCGGGAGAUGAGACAAGCAUGGAUAGAAGGACAGACAGACGGACAGAAGGAACCAGCAGGGAGGUGCAAGAGUUUUGUUGCAUUCUAUGA